ACUAACGCUAGUGACUGGUAAAACAAAACCGAUGUAGAAAGCACAGUUUUGUUUUCCUCCCCUCUGCUUCACUUUCGUUUUUUCUUCCUGUUCUCUCGCUCCGCUCGGCUUGCCAGAGGGCAGGCGCUCUGAGCGCCCGUGUAUGUGUACGUCCCGGCGGUUACAUUAGCGCGGAUCUUUCUCUGGAGCUCUCAUCUCAUCUGUCUGUCCCAUCAUGAACACACUCCCAGCAUACUCGGGAGCCAGGAUCUCAGGCUGCUGGUGUCUUAGGGCAGAUGGAAGUGGCGGUGGCGAAGGCUCUCUGGACAGGCUCCUCCCCUCCGUCAACACCGGCCUGUCGCCACGGAAACGAUCCACCAGCCAGUGCAAAUCCGAGCCUCCGCUGCUGCGGACCAGUAAGAGGACCAUCUACACAGCCGGACGCCCACCCUGGUACAAUGAGCACGGGACCCAGUCCAAAGAAGCUUUUGUUAUUGGGCUUUGUGGAGGCAGCGCCUCAGGCAAAACAACAGUUGCUCGUAAAAUUAUCGAGGCUUUGGAUGUUCCUUGGGUCGUUCUUCUCUCAAUGGAUUCCUUCUACAAGGUUCUGACGGCCGAACAGCAGCUGCUGGCCGCUAAUAACGAUUACAACUUUGACCAUCCAGACGCCUUUGAUUUCAGCCUGCUGGUGCACACACUCCGCAAACUCAAGCAGGGCAAGAGUGUGAAGAUCCCAGUGUAUGACUUCACCACGCACGGACGGCAGAAAGAAUGGAAAACGGUGUAUGGGGCCAGUGUGAUUAUAUUUGAGGGCAUCAUGUCUUUUGCAGAUAAAGAGCUGCUGAAGCUGCUGGACAUGAAGAUCUUUGUGGACACCGAUUCUGACAUCCGGCUGGUACGGAGGCUCAGGAGGGACAUCACAGAGCGAGGCCGCGACAUUGAGGGAGUCAUCAAGCAGUACAACAAGUUUGUGAAGCCAGCCUUUGAACAAUACAUCGAGCCCACGAUGAGACUGGCAGAUAUUGUGGUGCCACGUGGUGGCGGCAACAUGGUGGCCAUUGAUCUCAUAGUGCAGCAUGUGCACAGUCAGCUGGAGGAGAGAAAGCUCCGCUGGGAUAUGGCGGCACUAGCGUCGGCCCAUCAGGCGCAGCCUCUUCCUCAGACUCUCAGUGUCCUGGAGAACACACCGCAGGUCCGCGGCAUGCACACCAUCAUCAGAAAUAAAGAGACCAGUCGAGACGAGUUCAUCUUCUACUCCAAGAGGUUGAUGCGGCUCCUCAUCGAGAGAGCGCUGUCCUUCCUUCCAUCUCAGGUCCACAUUGUUCAGACCCCACAAGGAGAGGAUUACGAGGGCAGAACCUUCCACGGGAAGGGGAUUACGGGCGUGUCGAUUCUCAGGGCGGGAGAGACCAUGGAGCCCGCGCUCAGAGCCGUGUGCAAAGACGUCCGCAUCGGCAAAAUCCUCAUCCAGACCAAUCAGGACACAGGAGAGCCUGAGCUGCACUACUUGCGUCUACCCAAAGACAUCGGCGAAGAUCAUGUGAUCCUGAUGGACUGCACUGUGUCCACUGGGGCGGCAGCCAUGAUGGCCAUCAGAGUGUUGCUUGAUCAUGACGUCCAGGAGGAGAAGAUCCUGCUGGUGUCUCUGCUGAUGGCUGAGAUGGGUGUGCAUUCUGUGGCGUACGCCUUCCCUCAGGUCAAGAUCAUCACCACCGCCGUCGACAAGAAGGUCAACGACCUCUUCCACAUCAUCCCUGGCAUAGGAAAUUUUGGGGAUCGUUAUUUUGGCACGGAUGCUCCCCCAGACUGGAGUGACGACGACAUGGAUGAGCCGAGCUGCUGAGACGCCAGUCUGACAAUCACGUCUGAUAUCUGUACAUUAUAAAAUAUUUUUAUACUCUUUUGCACUCCCCAAACAGAAACGUUUUACGUGAAGGUUUUAUUUGUGAAGGUUUUAUUUAUAAAGGUUAAUUUAGUUGAUUUUUUAAUGCAAGUUAUUUCCUGUGUUCCAGUAAAGUGUGUAGUGUUUGAUUCUGAAGCUCGUGCUGUUGAUCUCUUGUCUUGCGUGUUUGCUGAAUCUGCUGUUUAGGUAUUUUCGGCAUGUGAACUCUCAUCAGCGAACACAAUACGUCUGGUCGUCAUGGCAUAUACAUUACAAGCAUGCCACUUUUACUCAGCUUUCUGAGAGUAAAAUAAGACUGCCUUGCUAAACUUAGACAGUGAAUUUCUUUGAAGGACCACUUCAUCGGAAAAAAUGUGUGGGCGUUGCUUUGUUUUAAUCUUGCUUUCAGUCUCGCUUUACCUGCAGACGGCUGCUGACCAAACCACAAGCUGCGAACAAUUACACUUUCACAACAGAGAAAUGCAGUCUAUUCUAUGGCUCAGGCUUUAAAACUUGACAUGUUUUUCAAAUUCAAUUUUUGAGUUGGUUUACCAGUUUUAAAUAAAAGAUGUAGAGCUCAAUUCAAGGCUUGGAGUUGCAGAGCUCUGUCUAUCAAACACACAAGCAUGAGCGAACAGCUAAUCGGUGGUUGUUGAGUUUUAGGUCAUUUUUAAAGUUUUGUUUUAGAGGUUUAUAAAAAAAAGAAUGACCUGCUUCUUGUAUCUGUCCAGUGAGUCUAUAGCUGCCUUUACCAUAUAUAUGGCUCAGAUGUGCUCGAUGUUCGCUCAAAAACAUACAGGACGUACAAGAGCAAAACUAGCCCACAGGAAGCGUUGGUGUUUGGCCUCAAAUUUAGGUUUAAUUGUGUUUGGUUUAAUCGUUUUACCCCACUGAGCACUUUGAGGAAGUACAUAGCCUGAAGAGAUUAUUUUGUCAAAGAAAUAUGAUGGGAUUUUGUGCAUUUUUUAUUUGAUU
Molecule: messenger RNA, 2836 nt
Organism: Rhinichthys klamathensis goyatoka
Lineage: Eukaryota; Metazoa; Chordata; Actinopteri; Cypriniformes; Leuciscidae
Gene: uckl1b
Product: uridine-cytidine kinase 1-like 1b
Exons: 15
Coding region: 215-1822 (535 amino acids)
Cellular component (GO): cytoplasm
Molecular function (GO): kinase activity; ATP binding
Source: RefSeq, a predicted model, not a curated record